UUGCAGGCGGACUGUGUGGUCUUGGAGUUGGAAGAUGGUGUAGCUUUGACUUCUAAAGCAGUGGCACGCACACAAGCGACGAAAGCACUUGAUACAUUUGCUAAUCAACAAUUAAAUUGUUUUGAAUUGGGACUUCGUGUGAAUUCUGUGGCGAGCGGAUUGAUUGAAGAUGAUGUAAAGGAAAUAUGCAAAGCCGAGCAUUUGCCGCAAGCUUUCAUGGUACCAAAAGUGGACAGUCCUGAAGAUGUCGCGAAGAUUUACGAUGUGUUUAGAAGUAAUUACACUGCUAAAAGAGUCACAGAUACUAAUACCAGAUUAGUUAUAUGGAUAGAAUCGGCUAGAGCACUUCUCGAUAUGCCAAGGAUAUUGUCAUCUACACUUAAUCUACAUAAAAAUUCUGGAUUUUUCAAAUUAGAUGCUGUUGUAUUUGGAUCCGAUGAUUAUUGUGCUGAUAUAGCUUUCCAAUUACAGGCUAUUGAUAGUGUCUACAUUGACAUAAAAAAUACGGAAGGACUGAGGAUACAAAGCGAAGAAGGUGAGAGUCAUUUUACCAAAAUAUGA
Molecule: messenger RNA, 561 nt
Organism: Cylicostephanus goldi
Lineage: Eukaryota; Metazoa; Nematoda; Chromadorea; Rhabditida; Strongylidae
Source: the annotation of a GenBank genome assembly